This is a messenger RNA of Stylophora pistillata, 2413 nucleotides long. RefSeq names its product mitochondrial sodium/calcium exchanger protein. Gene Ontology annotation, biological process: monoatomic cation transport; transmembrane transport; intracellular calcium ion homeostasis. The record is from RefSeq and is a predicted model, not a curated record. NCBI's taxonomy places the organism in Eukaryota, Metazoa, Cnidaria, Anthozoa, Scleractinia, Pocilloporidae. Gene Ontology annotation, molecular function: monoatomic cation transmembrane transporter activity. Gene Ontology annotation, cellular component: membrane.
GAACUUCUUCACAUCUUGGGCAUGGUAUUGGAAACGUUCGAAAGCUUUUGAAAGCAGAUUCAGCUGAAAAUCAACAACAGUUUAUGUGGCUGGUUUUUCUAUUCAUCACUCUUGGAUUGACAGCAGAUGACUACUUCUGUCCAUCUCUAGCAGUGAUUUGUGAAACUUUAGGUAUCAGUCAGAACAUUGCUGGAGUUACAUUCCUUGCCUUUGGCAAUGGUGCACCUGACAUCUUUAGUGCUCUGGCAGCUUAUUCUCAGAGUAAAAAUCAAACUGGAGUACAGCUUGGAAUGCAAGCCCUCUUUGGUGCUGGUAUUUUUGUAACUACAGUGGUUGUUGGGGUAAUAUCAUUUAUCUCAACGGAAAUCAAACUGACAAGCCGUCCUUUCAUCAGGGAUGUAUUGUUCUACUUGGGAGCCAUGUCAUGGACUUUUAUUACCUUAUACAAGGAAAAUAUUACUAUGGAAGAGGCAAUAGGUUUCAUAGCAUUUUAUGUUGUGUACAUCGCUGUGGUUAUUAUUGGACGCUAUGUCUAUCAGAGGUGUAAAAGGACAGCAGUGCGAGUGGAAAUACAACCUGACCCAGAGAUAGAAUCCAGUGGACAAUUUUUUGAGACGCACAACGUAGCAUGGACAAGAAAACAGUUGAAUGCUAGUCAACAAUCCAGGACAGAUUUAAGUAUCAGUACAAGAGAAUUUGAUGUCCACUGCCGAAACAAAAGCACUUCUCUAUCUAAUAGUAUGGUUUCAGGUGCCCUGAUUUCAUCGGAAAAAACCCUCAUAGCCCCAGCAUUUCAAAAUGCUCCAGCUCUUGUCAGGCAGCAUUCUGCCAAUUCAGAUGAGGAUUUGCCUCUUCUGGGAGGUGAAAGGAAAGUUACUGCUUGGAGAAAAUUUAUUAUUGGACUGGAACCAAUUGACUGUGAGGACUGGAGCAGAAGUAACAUUUUCAAGAAAUUAUUUUUGAUUUGUAAGGCUCCAGCUGUAUUUUUUUUAAAUCUUACCAUACCAGUGGUGGAUUAUGAUGAAGAGGAUCAUAACUGGAAUAAAUGGCUGAAUGUUUUACAUUGCAUAACAAUGCCUGUGUUUGGUGUCCUGGCUACAAAAGCCGGUAGUCAUUUAAUUGGUGGCAAAUUUCCUGCCUGGGCCCUGGCUCUCUGUGCUGGACUGCUUCUAGCUUUGGUUGUAGCUAUGACGACAAAGAGUGAAAAGAGGCCUCGGGGUCAUUCGUUGUUUGCCUACCUGGCGUUUGUGAUUUCCGUGGUCUGGAUUUACACCACAGCAAAUGAGAUUGUAAACCUUCUCAAGACUUUCGGUAUCGUGUUUGGUUUAAGUGAUGCACUUCUUGGCCUUACUUUUCUUGCAUGGGGAAACAGUUUAGGUGACCUUAUAUCAAACACGGCCAUGGCAAGGCAGGGGUUUGGUCGUAUGGCUGUAUCAGCCUGCUUUGGGGGUCCUUUGUUAAAUAUGUUACUAGGUAUUGGUAUAUCAUGUACUUAUGUCACAGUGUCACAUGGACAUGCAAUACUUUUACGUCACAAAUAUAACCAGUACGUGAUCUCAGCUGCAUUUCUAGCUGCCAGUCUCGGCUCUUCGGCCAUCUGCAUUCCAUUAAUGGGGUUCAGAGUGCCCCGGAUAUAUGGCGUGUAUCUUCUAACACUGUAUCUGGCCUACUUAGUGGUAUCCAUAACAACAGCUAUUGAACAUAAAUGACGGUAGAUUGUCAUAUUUCUUAUAGUGACGAUUAAGGUGAUUAUUUUAGCCACAUUGCUAAAUAUAUUUUUAUGUUCGUAAUAAGGACUCGAUAAAGUUUUAUUAAUGAAUUUCGUCUGACAGGGAAGUAUUUUUUUUUUAUCUAGGAUUUACAAUUAUGUUUUUUGUUGAAAGGGGAAAUGAGAUAAAACCGCAAGGGUUUGACUUGAACUUCUAAACUAGACCAUUUAAGUUGACGUUCAGGGUCUUCAGGCAUUGCAGUAAACUAUUUAUGAGAAAUCUAUCCCAUGUGUGUAGAAGAUUAACCAUUUUGCAUCAAGUGUUUUACGUUUCAAGAUCCAGAAUUGUAAAAUAAAUUCGAUAAUUAUUCUGGCCGUUAUGACGUUUUAGAACUUUUUGUACCCAAAUUUAAUGUAAAUACUGUUAUUUGAAAUGGUAGGUGCGAAAUUGUAUCUGUAAAUCAUCAGUUAAUCUAAAAGGAAAACCAGAAAAAUUCUUUUAUACAAUUUUGACACAAUUGCAUAAUUUAGUACAGAUUUAGUUUUAGUCUUAGAACUGAGUUCUAAGAAUGUAGUGAAUGUACGAUUUUUUUUACAAGUAAUAGUUCUAAAGAUGUCGACAUGAUUAGCUUAAAGCUAGAAACUUAAUAUGUGUCCGAGAAUUCAGAGGUCUCCAAAUAAAAAAUAUUUUGUUUAACAGUUUUA